ACGUGAUUCAUUCGUCUGCUGAGAAAAUGUAAAAUGGCGGACAUGUAAUUGUCAGUUGUCAAAAACAGCGGUAAUAAUGGCGAAAAGAGUCACAACAGUAUUGAUAGAUCUUAGUGGCACACUGCAUAUCGAUAACACAGUUAUCCCUGGCGCUGUGCAGGCGUUAAACAGGCUGCGAAAUGCAGAUUUGUCGAUUAAGUUUGUUACUAACACUACCAAAGAAUCAAGUAAUUGUUUAUACGAGCGUUUGACAAAUCUUGGCUUCGACUUGCGGAAGGAAGAAAUCUUCAGUUCUUUGGCUGCAGCGAGAAAAUUGAUUAUCUCUCGGCAACUGAAUCCGAUGCUCUUGAUUGAUCCAGCGGCGAUGGAAGAUUUUCAAGAUUUGGUCAAAGAUGAGACCACGCUUAAUGCAGUGGUGGUUGGUUUGGCACCGAGCAAAUUCAAUUACGACGAAUUGAACAAAGCAUUUAGAUUACUGUUGGAUGGCGCAUCGCUCAUAGCUAUUCACGAAGGACGAUAUUAUAAACGUCCUGACGGUCUAGCUUUGGGUCCUGGCGCGUUUAUCAAAGGUUUAGAAUAUUCUAGCAACAUAAAGCCGGAGGUGGUUGGUAAACCGACUAUAGAGUUUUUUAAGGCAGCUUUAGGGGAGGUAGAUCCAGAACAGGCUGUAAUGAUCGGAGACGAUGUGAGAGAUGAUGUAGCCGGUGCGCAGGCAGCCGGUAUCAGAGGUAUUUUGGUACAAACUGGCAAGUACAGAGCAGGGGAUGAGAAUACGAUUACUCCAGGGCCAGCGAAAGUAUGCGUCUCUUUCGUACAAGCUGUCGAGAGUAUUCUCGAUGGAUAGCAUUUAAAGAUUUGUGGUUGGUGAAAUCAAUAAUAGCCGAAAUUUUU
Messenger RNA from Harpegnathos saltator (Jerdon's jumping ant), 891 nucleotides. RefSeq names its product haloacid dehalogenase-like hydrolase domain-containing protein 2. Lineage: Eukaryota; Metazoa; Arthropoda; Insecta; Hymenoptera; Formicidae. The record is from RefSeq and is a predicted model, not a curated record. The transcript is spliced from 4 exons. Gene Ontology annotation, molecular function: phosphatase activity. Bases 77 to 844 code for a protein of 255 amino acids. Gene Ontology annotation, cellular component: cytoplasm. Gene Ontology annotation, biological process: dephosphorylation.